Messenger RNA from Tricharina praecox, 2583 nucleotides. Its product is annotated as sulfate transporter family-domain-containing protein. Gene Ontology annotation, molecular function: sulfate transmembrane transporter activity. The record is from RefSeq and is a predicted model, not a curated record. Gene Ontology annotation, biological process: transmembrane transport. The transcript is spliced from 4 exons. The coding region runs from base 168 to 2291 and encodes 707 amino acids. NCBI's taxonomy places the organism in Eukaryota, Fungi, Ascomycota, Pezizomycetes, Pezizales, Pyronemataceae. Gene Ontology annotation, cellular component: membrane.
CUGCCGUACUCUUGGUCAUCUGCGCCUGAAGCCCUCACGGAUUCCCCAACUUCUUCACUCCUGCCUCCGCUCGAAUGCAAUUAUAACCAUAAUCUCGAUCCUUCAUGCACUUCACCCGACGCCGAUAGACACUACUCCCCCAUCUCUCGUCUCUCCCUCGGCCCACCAUGUCGUGGCCCGGCAGCUCCAAAGACUCUUCGGCGGCGGCUUCGAAGCCUCACCGUGCUACCGAUCCGCGGACACGGUUACUCCAAGAGCACCACGAUAAUGUUUCCGACAACGGCACGUUCACGCCCAUCGGCUCGCGUCCGGCAUCGCCGGGAGACUCUGUUGUCUCGGGAGGCGGCGGCGGCGGCGGCGGCAGUUCAACGCCAAAGCGGAGCUGGUUGCAGCGUGCGACGACGACGACAGUGCUUGCGGAAGAGGCGGGCGUGAAGCGUCCGUGGCUCAUGUACCUUAGCUACUACAUUCCCUGUAUCGCCUGGGUGCAGAAGUAUCAAUUCAGCUUCUUUAUGGGCGAUGUUGCCGCUGGGAUUACCAUGGCGAGUAUUUAUAUUCCAAUGGCACUGUCGCUGUCGGCGAACUUGGCGCAUCUUCCCGCGAUACACGGCCUCUACGGGUUUGCAGUACAACCGUUCAUCUACGCGUUGCUGGGAUCGUGUCCGACGAUGGCUGUGGGGCCAGAGGCUGCCGGGUCGUUGCUGAUGGGUAACGCCAUACGGACGAUGAAUGCGCAUCACGAUCCCGCGUUCGAUGAUGAUGGUGGAGAAGGCAGCGAUUUCCAGAAUGCUCGGCUCGCGGCGACGAUCACGGCUAUGACGGGUGCGAUUGCCCUUGUUGCUGGAAUCUUGAGGUUAGGUUUUCUGGAUUCCGUUCUGAGCAGGCCAUUGUUGCGAGGUUUUAUUUCGGGUGUCGGCUUCGUGAUCUUCGUGGAUCAGCUUUUGCCGGAGAUGGGACUUAUCCCGCUCGCCAAACAGGAACACAUUAUUCAUGCUUCAACUCUUUCAAAACUUCACUGGCUGGUCAGGCAUUUACCACAGACGCACAUUCUCACAUUUGCCGUUGCCGGCAUAUCGUUUGCAGUGAUUAUGAUAGGGCGGGUCUUGAAACAACGGAUUGCCCCACGGCAUCCGUGGAUACACUUCUUGCCCGAUCGCUUUCUCGUUGUGGUGUUGGGUGCUGUCCUCACCUCGAUCUUCCGCUGGGAUCAGCAAGGCCUCGAGAUCCUCGGCAAGAUCGAAGUCAGUGGUGGUAAACCUUUCAAAUUUGAGUUUCCCAUGCAGAUUGCGCACCUGAACCACGCCAAAGAAGCAUUUUCGACCUCAUUUCUCAUUUCGGUUCUUGGCUUCUUCGAAUCAGUGGUAGCUGCGAAAGCUCUGGGAACAAACUUCGACGUCUCAAUCUCGUCUAAUCGCGAACUCAUCUGCCUCGGAGCUGCAAAUGUCCUUGGAGGUUGCUUCAGUGCUUUGCCAGCAUUUGGCGGCUACGGAAGAUCGAAGGUCAAUAAAGCCACUGGCGGACGUACCCCCGUGUCCUCCAUUGUCUUGUCAAUCUGCACCAUCCUAUGCAUUUACUUUGUUCUCCCUUACUUCUACUACCUGCCCCGCGGUGUUCUUUGCGCCAUGAUCUCCGUCGUCGGCGUUUCUCUCCUGGAAGAAGCACCCCACGAUAUCCUCUUCUUCGUCAGGAUCCACGCAUACUCCGAUUUGGCGACGAUGGCAUUAGUAUUCCUAACGACGUUGGUCUGGUCCAUCUCAACGGGCAUCGCCGUCGGCGUCGGCAUCUCCCUCAUCACGGUGAUAAAGCAUUCGACGCGCGCACGCAUCCAGAUCCUUGGACGCGACCCCAUCACGGGAGCUUGGAAGCCUGUCGAGGACUCCCCCAGUGUCGAGCAAACCCCCAACAUCCUCGUCAUCAAGAUCCGAGAAUCGCUCACAUUUGCGAACGCCGGUGAUCUGGCGCGACGGCUGUGGCGUAUCGACCGCUACGGCGAUAGCCGCGCUCAUCCUUCCCUGCCGAGGCUCAAGCAGGGCGUGAGAGGCGUGGUGUUCGAUAUCGCCGGCGUGUCGAGUAUCGAUGGCAGUGGUGCGCAGGUCGUCAAGGAACUCGUCGCCGGAUAUGUCAGCCGCGAUGUCAGGGUGUGGAUUGCACGCGUCAGUGGUGGCGAGGACGGCGCCAUCAUGGUGCGCAUGAAGAGGUCGGGGAUUUCCGCGGUGGUCGAGAUUGUCGAUAGUGUGGAUGAGGCGGUGAGACGCGAGGAUGCGGUCGAGGAGGCGGAGGUGGGCCCGUGAUUGUGCGGGGUUCGAUGUGAUGUGAUGUGAUGGGGGUGUAUCUAUCUAUGAGCAGCAUUUUGGUUUGGCAUUGUUUGCGUGUCUUGAUUUGAUCGAUCGAUGUUCUUUGGCUUUUUUUUUCGGGAGUGCCUGGUUGUUUGAGUUUUUGGCUUAUGCUCCGCUGUAACCGUCACGGUGUGAAGAGGGGAGACGACGGGCUUUCUUGCGUUUUAUUUGCAUCAGCAUGUACCACCUACCUACUAGAUACUAUCUGUAUACUUAGACCGUCGAAUAUACCUACUACAUUUUCGCC